GGAAGCGUGUUCACGCAGCGCCAGUCCCGCGUGACCGGCCCGCCGCUUCCGGCACGGCAGGACGAUGUGGAGGGCACGCAAGGCGCCCCGGACCUGCGCCGUUAUCUUGGCGCGGUCCCCGGGGGCCCGGGCCUGCGGUGGGAGCAGGGGCGUCUCCUACACGCAAGGCCAAACCCCAGAGCCCCAGACGCGAGAGUACUUUUAUUAUGUGGAUCAUCAGGGCCAGCUUUUCCUGGAUGACUCCAAAAUGAAGAACUUCAUCACCUGCUUCAAAGACUCACAGUUCCUGGUCACCUUCUUCUCCCGCCUGAGACCCAACCGCAGCGGUCGCUACGAGGCCUCUUUCCCGUUCCUCUCGCUCUGCGGCAGGGAGCGCAAUUUCCUGCGCUGCGAAGACCGGCCCGUGGUCUUCACGCACCUGCUGGCCUCGGGCCCCGGGCCCCCGCGUCUCUCCUAUUGCGGCGGCGGUGAGGCCCUGGCGGUGCCCUUCGAGCCAGCGCGUCUGCUGCCGCUGGCCGCCAACGGGCGACUCUACCACCCCGCGCCAGAGCGGGCGGGCGGCGUGGGCCUGGUGCGCUCGGCCCUAGCCUUCGAGCUUAGCGCCUGCUUCGAGUACCCGCCCGGCGCGCCCGCGCUGCCCUCCCACGUGCGUUGGCAAGGCCACCGCCUCGCCCUCACCAUGGACCUGGCCCCGCUGCUGCUCGCCGCCUCGCGGCCCUGAGCCGCAAGCUUGGAGGGACGGCUGGCGGCCGCGCGUGCCCCUGGCCGCACCAAGGUCCCGCCCCGCUCUCCCCUCAUCCCAGCUGUCCAUGCCGCGCAUCGCUGCGCACGCGCCACCCAAAGAGCGCGCCGGCCGAAUGCGCGUGCGCGGCAGAGGUGCACCGCGGCCCCGCUGUACGGGCGCUGUCCGAGGUGCUGCCGCGGCCUCGAACGCGAGGCGGGGCGGGGUCGCGGGCCCUUCUACUUCCUUCCCUCCUCCCAACACCUCGGGCCUGGGGCGUCCUUUGGUUCAGCCCUCGCUCACCGGGCAGGCCCCGGCGGCGCGGGGGCUUCAGUACGCGUGCGCGAGCGGCGCCCGCCCCUCCCCCGCCCGGCACUGCUCGGUGGGCCUGGGCGCCGCGGGCACAGCGGGGGAGCCGCGCCGCGGGAGCGUCAGGUGAGGGGGCGCCCGACCCGAGGUCAGUGGGCAUGGGGGCGGGAUCGGGGGCCUUCCCGGCUCUGACCCCAGCACGCAUCGAGAAGGGGAGGCGACCUGGCAGGGACCACGCCCUGCCCUGAACUGGCCCGGGACAGACCCACACUGGAGGGGGUGCAGGUGACACCGUGGGGAUCGAGGCACGCGACCUGGGCUUCGCAUUGCUCCCCGAGGGGGUCGCAGGGCUUCUCCGCCCCUCCAGUCCCCGCACAGAUGGGCGCCCUGGAGACGGCGACAGCCAUCGCAGAAUCCUGUGUGUGACGCCCCGCCCCCUGACCAACCGGAUUAGAGGGCUAUCGGCUGGGUAAAAGGAUUUCUAGGCCGGCCUCCUCUGCUCUUCCCGCCUGGGCCCUCAUCCCUGCUCAGGCCUGCCCUUUUAUUCCAAUCAGCGUCUAGGGGGUGUCCCUGUGAACAGUGCCUUGAAUCCUGAGGCGGAAGCCAAGAAGCCCCUCUACUUAAGAGUACUGGCUGCUGGAGGCUGAUUGGGCAAGACCUGAACCAGCCCUUAUGCUCAGGAAAUGGAGCCCAGGAUAUGCCUUCAGGUUCAUGGGGUUCACACUUCCUGAGACACCUGGGAACUGCCUCUGCCUGGGCCAAAGCUAUUCCAUUAAAACUUUUGCUGUGCCUAUCUCA
Molecule: messenger RNA, 1828 nt
Organism: Hyaena hyaena (striped hyena)
Lineage: Eukaryota; Metazoa; Chordata; Mammalia; Carnivora; Hyaenidae
Gene: CUNH8orf82
Product: chromosome unknown C8orf82 homolog
Exons: 3
Coding region: 65-721 (218 amino acids)
Source: RefSeq, a predicted model, not a curated record